Molecule: messenger RNA, 582 nt
Organism: Fraxinus pennsylvanica
Lineage: Eukaryota; Viridiplantae; Streptophyta; Magnoliopsida; Lamiales; Oleaceae
Source: the annotation of a GenBank genome assembly
AUGGAAAGAACUACCAAUUUCCCUUCACUUACCUUCGUUUUCCUCCUCCUCCUCCUCCUCCUCGUCCUUGAAUGCUCAGCCACACCGAUCCCAAAAAUCCGAGCUCGACCACAGCCGUGCAAACGACUGGUGUUUUACUUCCAUGACAUUCUUUACAACGGCCACAACUCCAAGAAUGCAACUGCAGCCAUUGUAGGGUCACCAGCGUGGGGAAAUAGAACGAUUUUAAGUGGCCAAAACCAUUUUGGCAACAUGGUGGUGUUUGAUGAUCCCAUUACACUAGAUAAUAAUCUCCAUUCAACCCCAGUUGGCCGAGCACAAGGAUUCUAUCUUUAUGACAAAAAGGAUAUAUUCACUGCAUGGCUAGGGUUUUCAUUUGUUUUCAAUUCUACUGAGCACAAGGGUAGUAUAAAUUUCGCCGGGGCUGAUCCGUUGAUGAACAAGACAAGGGACAUUUCUGUCAUUGGUGGAACUGGCGAUUUUUUCAUGUCUAGAGGAAUUGCGACUUUGAGCACAGAUUCUUUUGAAGGGGAGGUUUAUUUCAGACUUCGUGUUGAUAUCAAGUUAUACGAGUGCUGGUAA